Molecule: messenger RNA, 1831 nt
Organism: Durio zibethinus
Lineage: Eukaryota; Viridiplantae; Streptophyta; Magnoliopsida; Malvales; Malvaceae
Product: Nucleotide/sugar transporter family protein
Source: RefSeq, a predicted model, not a curated record
GACCGCAUUUGAAGUGCAACUUGCAUUAAAGGUCUUCCUUUCGUUUUCAAUAUUCAAUUACAGAGUGAAAGACAGUACAGCAAAGCCACAGCAAUGGCGGAUCCAAUUAAGAAGAAAAUGUUGAAAGAAGAAGUCGUUACCUACGCUUACCUCCUCCUCUACAUCGCUCUCUCCAGCGGUCAAAUCUUCUUCAACAAGUGGGUUUUGUCAUCUAAGGAAAUAAAUUUUCCUUAUCCCCUUGGGUUGACUCUGCUUCACAUGGUCUUCUCUUCUGUACUAUGUUUUUUACUCACUAAAGUCUUCAAGAUUAUGAAAGUUGAGGAAGGAAUGACCAUAGAAAUAUACACAACAUCUGUUAUCCCUAUUGGUGCCAUGUUUGCAAUGACUCUUUGGCUGGGAAACACUGCCUACCUGUAUAUAUCUGUUGCAUUUGCACAAAUGCUGAAGGCAAUUAUGCCAGUGGCUGUUUUCAUCCUUGGAGUUGCAGCAGGACUGGAGGUAAUGAGCUGCAGAAUGCUUUUAAUAAUGUCCGUGAUAAGUUUUGGUGUUCUUGUGGCAUCUUACGGAGAAAUAAAUAUUAGCUGGAUUGGAGUUGUUUACCAAAUGGGUGGUGUUGUUGGAGAAGCUUUAAGACUUAUAUUCAUGGAGAUUUUGGUUAAGCGAAAGGGCCUCAAAUUAAACCCUAUAUCUCUCAUGUAUUAUGUUAGUCCUUGCAGCGCUAUUUGUCUGUUUAUUCCUUGGAUCUUUCUGGAGAAACCAAAAAUGGAAACCCAUGGGAUGUGGAACCUUCAGCCUGUUGUGCUAACACUCAACUCUCUUUGCACAUUUGCACUCAACUUAUCAGUUUUCCUAGUGAUCUCACACACUAGUGCUCUAACCAUUCGGGUUGCUGGAGUUGUCAAGGAUUGGGUGGUUGUUUUAUUAUCUGCCCUUCUUUUUGCAGAUACAAAGUUGACAGUCAUAAAUUUAUUUGGUUAUGGCAUUGCCAUUGUUGGUGUGGCUGCAUAUAAUAAUCACAAGUUGAAGAAAGAAGCUUCUCGUCGUGUCUCUGAUGACUCCCAAGAGGGGCAGGCCAUACUGAUGGCUGCAUCCUCAACUCCAAAUAGAUAGUUAUGUACAAUAUGAUUUUGAAGUAUAUAAUUGCAUCCGACAGAGCUAUUCCGAAUUGCCAGUUGAUCACAUUGGUCUCUAUUUAUUUUUUUUGCCACUACCAAGCUGCAGCCAUUGUUAUAUUGGAGAAAGUGACAUGUUGAGAUCUAAGGUAAAGAAGAAAAACUGUAAAGAAAUACUUGGAAGCUAUAGUGAUAUGACUUUUGCCUUUGAUAUGUCUUGAAUUUUAUACACAUUGACAAUUGAAAUGCACAUGGUUUUAUUGGUAUGGAUUUAGCAGGGUAAAACUUUCAGCUUAUUUUGGGAUAUAUUUUCAGUUUUUUUUUUUUUUUGUGAUAUUGGACUACAGAAUGUAAAGUAGUCUUCUCGCAUUCCCUAAAUCUCAUUCAAUCGAUUUUCAUAAUUCGAUGUUACAAAAACCAAAAAAAAAAAAAAAACACACACACACACACACACAAUACCUACUUGUCUGACGCAUGAGGUGGGGCAACUCGAAUGUACCAAGUCAAGGCCACCGUGCAAAAUUUGGACAAUCUGAUGUGGACUGAGGUUAUGAGCUGUAACAAGUCACCAAAGUCCACUUGAAUUGCACUGAACUUUUCCACCUCUCCCACUUGUGGUAGUGCAUUUGUGUCUAAUAAAUCCUAUGUGUCCCCUCCAUUUCCUUUUCUUGGUGUCUUAUGCAAUAUGGCAUUUUUCGUGUUUCUAGCUCUAGAAGAAG